CGGUACAAUGUUUAAAAUACCAAGUUUUUCGAGAUAUUUCUCAACAAUAUCCCAAUGAUGAACCAUCCAGAAGAAAGAAGAUGUUGCUGAUAGCUGCCUUCACCUUGUUAUGGAUUGCCUGUUCCGCCGAUGACUACCCAGACAACAGCACGUACAGCACCGUUUCUGGCAUCGCGGCGUACCGCUCUGCUCUGACCUUAGACUGGCUGGACAAAGGGUCCCAGCAACGAAAGUUCGCACAUGCAUUCGGGACAGACAUCCCAAUACUCGCUAAAGACUUCGACGUAUCGGAGUGUAUGGAUUACAAGAGACCAGCUGCUGGGAAGAUCUCCAGGCUUAUGCUGGAACUGUUGAAAAACCUCGAAAGUGAAGAUGGAAUAAUCCAAGAGUUAGCUCAGACACUAGCUCGGAUCAUGCUGCUCAUGCCUACAUCGAAGUUGGAAGAGGAGCCAGAUUUAGCAGCACUAGUUCAGACCCCGCAGCUGAUGCAGGGCGAGCCCCAUGACACCUUGCCGAGGGUUAUGGCUGCGGUGUGGAUGCUGGCUGCAGACCCUGGCAUCACCAAGGAUAAUGGCUGGUGCCCCAUUGAACAGCUGACGCAGUACGUGGACUUGGCCACGCCUGUGGAGAUCGCAGUACGCAUGCGCGCUGUGGAUCCUAUCCUCGCGCGCGCACGCUUCAUACUAGAAGACUUUCUGCAGAGUGUCGCUCCUAUGAACAUCAGGAGGGUCCCGACUAUUCUGAUGAUGUCAACACCCAGAUCCGUGUUUAGCAAAAAGAGCCCUCUAAACGCCACAAAGUCGCCUGCGUAUGAUCGUUUAAUCUAUCCCCAUUUGGUCUCCAACGCGCCCCCCAUUCGCAUGGGGUUCGUGAGCACGGCCCAGGCACCAACCGUUAUAGGGAGUGAUAUCCUGCGGGACGAAGACCAAAUAUUAUUUACCACAUUUUCACCAGCAAAUGUAAACAAAUUGUCUAUUUAUACGUAUUGUCUAGCCUUGUGCUUUUUUAAGAUUUGA
Messenger RNA from Cydia fagiglandana, 1016 nucleotides. RefSeq lists its product as uncharacterized. The transcript has 5 exons. The record is from RefSeq and is a predicted model, not a curated record. Bases 81 to 1016 code for a protein of 311 amino acids. Lineage: Eukaryota; Metazoa; Arthropoda; Insecta; Lepidoptera; Tortricidae.